GGGCCUAGGGCGAAUAGGCGCUGCGGGUCUCAGCUCGGCGUCGCUGCUCCGCUGUGCUCGCGGAGCUAAGGUCGUCUCAGGUUAGGUGGUCGCCCCGGAAGUGCCUGCGGCUGUGGCUGUGGCUGUGGCUGUGGCCCCUGGGUGUUGUAAGGAGCCUGCGGCGGAGUUGUUAAGGGGGCUCGGCACCAUCCUGCUUCCUCCACCUUCCCUGCAGCAGCCAUGACGAAAGGCAGAGUCGUCGAAAGAUCGCAAACAGAGGCAAUCCUUACGACCCCUCCGGAGGAGAAGGCAGCGGGGACGCGGGGUCCCUCGGCGCCGGGCAGCGGAGACCACCUGAAGGAGAAAGCCUGUGCAGAAGCUGGGUCAGCAAGAAUGUCACUUCUUAUAUUGGUGUCCAUUUUCUUAUCUGCAGCUUUUGUUAUGUUUUUGGUAUAUAAAAAUUUCCCUCAGCUUAGUGAAGAAGAAAGAGUGAACAUGAAGGUUCCCAGAGAUAUGGAUGAUGCCAAGGCUCUAGGAAAAGUUCUAUCCAAAUAUAAGGACACCUUUUAUGUACAAGUACUUGUAGCUUAUUUUGCUACAUAUAUUUUCUUGCAAACAUUUGCUAUUCCGGGCUCUAUAUUUCUCAGUAUACUCUCAGGGUUUCUUUAUCCCUUUCCACUAGCCUUAUUUCUUGUUUGUUUGUGUUCUGGACUUGGUGCCUCAUUCUGCUAUAUGCUCUCCUAUUUAGUUGGGAGACCAGUUGUAUAUAAAUACUUAACAGAGAAAGCAGUAAAAUGGUCACAGCAGGUUGAGCGUCAUAGAGAACAUCUCAUUAACUACAUUAUAUUUUUGAGAAUAACACCAUUUCUGCCUAAUUGGUUUAUUAAUAUUACAUCUCCUGUGAUAAACGUGCCAUUGAAAGUUUUUUUUAUUGGCACUUUUCUAGGUGUUGCACCACCCUCUUUUGUAGCUAUUAAGGCAGGAACAACACUGUACCAGCUUACAACAGCAGGGGAAGCUGUUUCCUGGAACUCAGUAUUUGUUCUAAUGAUUUUGGCUCUUCUUUCUAUUCUGCCAGCCAUCUUCCAAAAGAAACUAAAGCAGAAAUUUGAGUGAAUAAUCAUCAGGAUUUUAGUUUUCCUAUCAUCAUCAUCAUCAUCUCAGGAUUGGCAAGUUUAUGUGUUAAAGUCAUCUCUUCAGUAAUUGAAACAAGGAAUUUGUAAAUGAAAAUUUCCUAUCAGAUUGUUAAACCGGUGCAUUUAAGUGGCCAGGAAGAGAAGAAAGUAAAAAUGGAAAUUGGUGUACCGUGAAAAGUGCUGUCAGUAGUUAAGAUAGUCGUCUCCUAAAUCACUAUUCUAAGGGUAGUUAUAGAUAAUAAAUGUAGCAGCAUAGUAGGAAAUUCUUGACCCAUUUGAUUGACUCAAUUUAAUAUAUUUCAUGAACUGGCCAUACAUAUUUACCCUUGACUUGAUAAUUUAAUGUUUUUCUCUCUAUUCCAUACUAAUAACUAAAAUAGAAAAAGCAAAUACAAAAUAUAAAAGCAAAGAAAUAGUACUGCUAUUCUGACUAAUGUUAGCCUUCUUUCAGAGCAUAAACUUGAAAACUAAAACUCAAAAGAGAUUUACAUUAUCUUUUUUUACCUUUGAGAUAAUAGAUUUGUUUAAAAGUUGCAUCUUAGUAGACUACUGAAUUUGGAAAAGAUACCAAGUUAUAUCUAUUUAGUGAAUUGUUAUUUUUGUCUUCUGUUCUAGAUUAUCAUGGAUUAGUCUGAAAUUUAAAAUUCUGACCAGUCUAUUUUCAUCUUUUUUUCUAGCUUUCACAGUAUUUCCACUGUGCAUAUACAGAAAGGCAAUUACAUGAUAAUUGUAUCAUAUUGAUGAUAAUAAUUUAUAUGCAGAUAAUAUUUUGUUACACAGUUCCCCUUUACUGUCUCAAAAGGGGAUCAAAAAAGCAAACAUUCAAAGUAUGCAGUUUUUAGCUGUUGGAUUAAUUUUAUUACUUUAUAUUUUGAAGCAGAAGCAGUGACAGUACAACACUUACGUGAUUGAAUAUAGUUUAUUCCAAUGACUGUAAAAUUUACCUCAUUUAUUUAUUAGUCUGGUUGUUAAAGUAUGUAUUAUGUAAUUAUCCUUUUUAUGCAUGAUACGUAAGAAUGCCUUGCUUCAUUUCUUCAUUUUUGUUUGGGGCUGCCUUUGAUUAAUGCAGUUUCCCAAUUUAGAGUUUUUUCUUUUUAUAUCUCAAAGUAAAAUUAAAUCCUCAUAUGGUAACUACUAUAUUUAAAUAGUCCUGGAAAGACUAAACAGAUUUCUGCUGCUUGCUUAAUGGGAAUACCCUUGAUUCCUUGAUUCUAGGACAUAAAAUACUCUGUCAGUUUUACCUUCACCCAAGACUGUCAUGUUGAAAAGUACUUUAGCUGUGGAAGAAAUCCUUGUAUGUUUUUGUUGUGAGAGGUAUGAUCAUCCUCCAAGCCUGUUUCUACUGCAUAAUGUGGACUGAUUAUUUUUUCUAUCACAGUAUUAACAAAUGGAUUUAUUGUAAAUACAAAGAAAAUAUAUUAAUUAAUAUACUAUUCUUAUGUCACCUGGCCUUUUGUGUGAAAUUAUUUAUUGUUAUUUCUAGCAAGGUUUUCUUCCUUUCUUAUUGACCAGAGACUGAGUGAUAAAGCCUCUGUUAUUUUUACAAAUAAACUUAAAACAUAGCCUUUUUGGACAAAGCUCACUAAAUAUUACUGUAUAAAAUGUAACUGAGUAAGUUUUUAUCAGACUUUUAAAAAUAAAAUUAAGAGUUUGGACUCAGGAGAGCCUCACUAUUUACUCCAUUAUGUAUAUAUUGUACUUACUCUAUUCUCAGAGUAUUUUCCCUAUCCUUAUCAUUGAUCCUUUUCCUUUGCUGAUUAUUUUUUUCUGUUUGAAAACUGUAGUUGCCACUUAAGGGUGGGUAUAUUUUCUUCUCCCAUGAGAAUAGCCAGUCUUUGCAGAUUCAUCAUCAUUGACUGUCAAGAAAGAACCUUUAGCAGGUUAUACCCAAAAUGCAGUUGGUGGCCUGUAUUCAUGGAUUCACAGACUUGGCCUGAUGCCAGGUGUAGAUUCAACCUUCAGCCACAUGUUGAAGACAAUUAAAGACAGUAACAGUCGCCAGAGAACAAGUAUGUAUAGUGGGGAGGCAAGCAGGCUAUCUAGGAAGUUGACAAACUAAGUGAGACUGUUCCCCUCGUAGCUCGUAGUUAAUGGCCUCUUUGGAGCUCUAUAGUGUAAUAUUUCUAAGACACUUAAUAAAUGUAAAUUAAGAAGAAUAAACUGUACUGGAAAAAACUUAAA
Camelus dromedarius (Arabian camel) is the source of this 3296-nucleotide messenger RNA. RefSeq names its product transmembrane protein 41B (gene TMEM41B). Gene Ontology annotation, cellular component: endoplasmic reticulum membrane. The record is from RefSeq and is a predicted model, not a curated record. The coding region runs from base 220 to 1095 and encodes 291 amino acids. Lineage: Eukaryota; Metazoa; Chordata; Mammalia; Artiodactyla; Camelidae. The transcript has 7 exons.